UUGCAUUGAAGCGAUGGCGAGCAAGUCUGGCAGCGGCCAUGUGCGCCUCGAGGAGUAUGCGUCCUCGGGAAUCACGGUAGAGUCUGAAGACGUAGGCAACACUCUCUCCCGUCUGAAAGUGCGUCCCACGCACUCAGCCAAAGGUGGCGAUGGCGAUCGCGGCCCCGCCCGUGUCGCGCAUAGCGCUAGCGCAUCGCACCGCCAGAAUGACCGCUACAUGGAGGCAUUUGACACGGCAUUCGAGGAGCUUGCGGCGGCGGAGGCUGCACGAACAGGCGCAAAGAGACAUGUUAUCGGAGAGGCGUCGCUCAAGCCAUCAAGCGAUGGCAAGAUGACGCAUAUUUCUGCCAAGAAGACGCCAUCAGCAACACUAGAACAGCUCACUGGUGCAUGGAUACAAGGUCCGUGCUCGCCAGAAGGCGAGGUACAUGCUGUCUCAGCACAACCGCUUAUGUGUAUGAGCAUGAGCGCCGACGAGAGCGAGGUGGUCGUGGGAAGCAGUGACCACGCCUUAUACGUUAUUCCAAUAAGCAACAGCUCUUCAUCCUCAGGUAGAUCAUCCCGAGGAGCCAGUACUAGUCGUCCACGAACUCUUUACACGAAGAAAUUCGGUCAUACCGAGUGGGUCACCUGCGUCACGCAUUUGCCAGAUCGUCGGAUAGUCAGCGGCGGCAUGGACAGUAAAUUGUGUUUAUGGGACGCGACAGGCGUCAAAUGCGAGGACUUGCUGGGUCAUAGUGGAUCCGUGUCGUGUGUAUUGAAUCUCAAUGACGACAUGGUUGUGAGCACUGGAUAUGACAAGAUGCUUCGGCUAUGGAACGUCAGUCGACGAGCUUCGAGCAGCCAGCGCGAGGUUAGUGUAGUGAAGGCUAGCACUGCUCCCAUACUAGAUGUUUCCUUGCUUUCCGAAGGUCAGCGGGCAGUAUGCGGUGAUCGCGAUGGAACCGUGCAGCUCAUCGACCUACAGACGAGCAAAAUCCUUCGUAAACACGCGCAUGCACACCAAGGACACACAACUAGCGUUCUGGGCAGCCAAAGCGAGGAGUCAACAGGUUGUUUCUUUUCUGGAGGCCAGGACGGGGUCGUGAAAGUAUGGGAUUCUAGGCAGAAGGAAGCGACGCACUCGCUGGAGCUUCACAUUGACCCACGUAGCAACAAGAAAGGCGCUGUGGGGUUUCUUCGUGAGCCUGUGGAUGACCCGAACGUGCUCAUAACGGCCGGUGCAGAUGGAGUCAUCAACGUACUUGACAAGAGACAAUCUUAUGGCGUCAUGCACAGCUUUACGGAACACUUGGACUUCAUUUAUUCGCUACAUGUUCGCGGUCUAUUGUGCUUUAGCGGUGCUGGAAACGGCAUGCUUCACGUACACGAUUGGAAGACGGGCAAACUGUUGUACGGACUUGGGGCAAACCAGGCAGCGGUGCGAGCAAUAGCAGCGUCCACGAACCAACUGGUUGCUGCAGGAGACGAUGGAGGUGUCAUUGUCUAUGACAUGAAAUGAAAGGAUGCUGCAACAUCAAAACAACAUGAAUAGGAAGAGCUGUUAAUGGGUAACAAACAUUAUCGUUGCUAAAGACAUUAUUCUACUAAGUCGCACUCCAUCCUUCUCACUUCUAUACAAUCCUUUGUUAUUUUCUUGC
Messenger RNA from Phytophthora nicotianae INRA-310, 1640 nucleotides. RefSeq lists its product as hypothetical. Bases 14 to 1501 code for a protein of 495 amino acids. NCBI's taxonomy places the organism in Eukaryota, Oomycota, Peronosporomycetes, Peronosporales, Peronosporaceae. Gene Ontology annotation, molecular function: protein binding. The record is from RefSeq and is a predicted model, not a curated record. The transcript has a single exon.